AUGGCGCCAGCGUUACGAGUUGAUUACGACAUGAGAGACGAAAAACCGGUUUUGGUUUUGCUUGAAGCUUGUCGCGAAGACAAAGAGACAAAGGAACAUUGGCGGUUGGCGGUGGCUCUCGAAAGUGAUCAACGUCAAGGAUCCUCUGCUGGAACCAAUGGUCUGUCGCUGACAACAGCUUCUUGUUCUAAACGCCAGGUUGACGACGGAGAAGUUUCCAGGAAACGUCAGCCAGGGGGCGGAGCCGCGUCGGGAACGGACGUAGACGGGCAGACGGAGCUGCACUGGGCAGCAGCGAGGGGGGACGUGGACAAAGUGAGGGAGCUGUUGCUCAGGGGAUUCGACCCCCGCGCCAAGGACCAGCGGGGGUGGACGCCCCUCCACACCGCCCUGAUCUCUUCGAACGAGGACGCGGCGGAGCUCCUCGCGGAUGCAGACGGAGCGCUGGACGUCAGGGACGGGAACCUGCACACGCCCCUGCACAUCGCGGCGGAGAGCGGAUGCGAGCGAAUGGCGAGGAAGCUGGUGGCCGCCGGGGCGGACACCCGCCUCCCGGACUGCCGCGGCCGGACGCCCCUCCACCUGGCCCUCAUUUACGAGAAGAGGGCCGUGGCGGAGCUCCUGGCGGAUGCGGACUACGAGAACAAUAUCCCAGAUGCGGACGGGUUCAUCCCGCUACAUUACGCCGUGACGUACGGCAACGUCCACAUAGUGAAGAGGCUGCUGUUUGGCUACGCGGACCCUCACGUGAAGAACGGAAGGGGCAAGUACCCCCUCUACGAAGCCGUGGGCACGGGGAGCGCGCUGGUGAUACUCCAGAUGUACGCGAUGCGCGACUUGGCGAUCAACUGGAAGGAGAUAGGGCUCCCUUCGCGGGCGUACGAGCAGUUCUGCGACUCCCAUCUCGCCGAAUAUCGCGCCGAGAUCGAGAAGAUGAAGUCCACCGGGGUGGGCGGAUCGAGGGUGUCCUACUACGACCUCGCCAGGAGAUCGAGCGGCCAGGUGGCGCUGUAUAUAGCGAACAAAGGAGUCCGGGAGGCUCUGGCAGUCGAGCAGAAGACUCUCGCCAGGGACUUCCCGUAUUAUUUCGAACUGAUCACUUUCAGGGUGCGGCUGGCCGAGGAGAGGAGGGGCCUCUUGGAGCGGUGCCGCCUCUGCUUCACCCUCGUGGGGCGCAAGCUGCCCCCCACGUGCACCGACAUCGUGUUCCUCUGCCUCAGCGUGCGAGACCUGCGAAACGUCUUCUGUGCUUUCAGAACCGAAUGCAAAAGAUUCGGUUAA
Molecule: messenger RNA, 1281 nt
Organism: Uloborus diversus
Lineage: Eukaryota; Metazoa; Arthropoda; Arachnida; Araneae; Uloboridae
Product: ankyrin repeat and protein kinase domain-containing protein 1-like
Exons: 3
Coding region: 1-1281 (426 amino acids)
Molecular function (GO): protein binding
Source: RefSeq, a predicted model, not a curated record